Aspergillus campestris IBT 28561 is the source of this 3277-nucleotide messenger RNA. RefSeq lists its product as uncharacterized. The record is from RefSeq and is a predicted model, not a curated record. The transcript has 5 exons. NCBI's taxonomy places the organism in Eukaryota, Fungi, Ascomycota, Eurotiomycetes, Eurotiales, Aspergillaceae. The coding region runs from base 1 to 3078 and encodes 1025 amino acids.
AUGGCAGAACCAACCCCAGCCAUACAUCAUCCCACGAAGGGCCCAUUCGGGGCGAAGUCAACUCUCUGCCGGGAGACCUACGUGGAAUACAGCUUGUUACCCUUUCAGACGAUAAUGGGGGCUGCUGGUAUGACCGAGAACAACGGUUUUGUCAAAACAUUGAGUGACACGAAACAAUGUGUUUGGAUGAGCCAUGAGAACCGCCUGAUGACCUGGAACACUGGCUGGCGCCGUGGAAAGUUCUUCCAUAAAGAUCACCCAUUGUUGGAAAAUCUCAAGGUUUGCCUCACGUUUUUACAUCUCGCUACUGUUUACUCUGACACUAACUGGUUGAUAGUUCAAGUACCUAGUGCUUUUCCGAACCCGACAAGGGAGCCUGCCACGAUAUCUGGGCCUGGCACGGACGGAUUGAAAGAAUUAUUAGGUCCAGAAUGCACAGAAUGCACGAAAAAAACCGACACGUCAACGGUGAAAAUAACAUGGGGAAACUUUGUCAUCAAGGAGCUCUCAAAACUUGAUUCUUCUGAGGUAUCAGCAGAAGAGCCGAGAAAGACAGUACUGGUUAUCGAUGUUAAGCUCCUGCACGACAUGAACAAGAACGACAACAACAACGACGGCGCUAUCUCUACCUUGUCAUGGUACCAAGAACUCAAAGACAUUGAGGAAAAAUUCCUCAGUGGUGAAAAGUACGAAAACGAGUUUGGCAAAUUCCACAUUAUUAUUCGCAUUGGCAACGAAGCUGCAGUGUACAAAGAUCCUCGUCACCCUAAAUCUGCACCGAUGAUGAUCUUUGAACCGAGUAACAGGGAAGGCGGGUAUCUUCGCUCAAAGUCCAAGCUUGGGGAUAAAAGCAUUCUUGAGUCAAAGCUAAAGGCUGUCUUCUGUGUUGGCCUCGCAGACUCACUAUUGCAGGAAUCAUCAACGAGCAUGGCCACUGAAAAUCUUGGCAAACAUCAGAUCCGUCAAGCCUUGGUCAAUGCCCUCAAGUGGCCGCGUCGAUUUGCUGCGUGUUAUACGAACCCAGACGGACAGCUUAAGUCUGACGUCGUUGCAUCAGAAUUCGAGAUGGAGAAUAGAACGGAUGUUGAUCCAACUCUUAUUCCACUGAAUACUGGAUACGAAGGCAAAGACACUAGUCUGAAGAGCGGGAAGGUGGCUGAGAGUAUCUUCAACAGCAUGAAAUUGGACAGUAAUCUUUUCGCCCGUGAUGUUGUAACCUGGGGCCCCGAAAAGUGCUUAUCCAUCAUCCCAACCACAUCAUACGGUGGAAUUCUAACCGCCGAUCGGGCGGAGAUUGAGGGUUUCCGAAAGGCGGCAGAUGCCAUCGAUGCCUACAUACAAGGCCAUGCCACAAAGCCUAUGCCCAUAGCGGUGUUUGGCCAGCCUGGCUCCGGAAAGUCGUUUGGGGUCAAGGAGGUUGCCAAGUCGAUUCUUCUCAAUCAUGGCUACAAGGCGGAGGAUACUCGACCUCUUGAAUUCAACCUCUCCCUGAUGACUGACGAGGUUGAUCUCAUCGACGCCUUCGAGACAAUUCGGGGGAAACAACUUUCUCGCAAGGUGCCAAUUGUACUGUUCGACGAAUUUGAUUCCGAUGACUGUAGGUGGUUAAAGAAUUUCCAUGACCCACUAUGUGAUGGGAGGUUUAAAGGCAAAGACGAUAGAUGGCACCCCCUUGGGCGAGGCAUCUAUGUCUUUAUCGGUGGAACCUCAAAGACCUGGGAGGAGUUCCAAACAAAACGUGGGCUGCAACCACGCAAGGAGAAAUCCAACGAUUCGGAUCCAACUAGCACCGCAGCCGACAGCUGGAAUAAAUUUGCCGAGUACCACUCGUGCGAUCUUCAGGGGAAAAGUGACGACGAGUUGAAGUCUGUGUUCCAAAAUAUGCGCGACACAACGCUCGAGGGAAAGCUGCCAAUUGUACUCUUCAGAAAUUUCCAUGCCAAGAGAGAAACAAAGCCAUGGGGAUGGCUGAAGUCUUUCCUGGCUCCGAUGCAAGACUCUUUGUACCUGGAUCAUGGCCAACCCCGACUGAUCGGACAAGGGGUCUUUGUGUUUAUUCAGGAACCUGGGACGCCUGGCCAGAAACUCAAGACAAAUUCGACACUGCUCAUGGACCCCGAUGACCCACGAUAUAAGGAUACGGCUAUUAGAGAAGAAUUUACAGAUGCCAAAGGACCCGACUUUGUUAGCAGACUACGUGGGCACGUUAAACAAGACGAGAAAAAUGGGGAAAUAGACGUUAGCCCUCUAAAAUGGGUGAUCGAAGAAUAUCUGCAACCCCAGAUCAGGGAAAAACCACUUUCUUUAUGUGUGACAGCCGGCGAACAACAUGAUUUGAAACAAAAACUGAAUGAUCUAUCUCUAUACACAGUAGCGGAGAAUGCGCUGGAUGUGCCGAGCAAGGACAAGAGCGAUGAUAAGAGCGACGACAAGAGCGACGACAAGAAGAGCGACGACAAGAGCGACGACAAGAAGAGUAACGACAAGAAGUUUGUGGAUUUGAUAAAAGGCUACAUCAAUAUCACGGGGCCCAACCCAGUCCCCCAGCCGCAAUCCACGACCGGCAGCGACAAAACUGGUAAAGAUUCUGACAAUGGGGACGUUGACUGGGAGCACAUGGCAAAGAUAAGACGAGCGAUUGUUCUUCGAUCAGUGCUCCAGAGGCGAUGGGGAUUUAAGAAAGGGCAGGAGAUCAAGUUCGAACCAGGUGUUCUCGGUGCACUACUGGACACCAGAACUUUCUACCAUGGCGUCCGCUCUUUAGAAGCCAUAAUGGGUAUGAGUGUUUUGUCCAAAGGCAAACGUGCCAUUACGUUUCCUAAAGAAACAGAAUUUAAUGGCCAACUUGGUCUACACGUCGACGCAACCGAAUUCAAGAAGACGAUUGAUGAGAAGAAGAAACUUGAUGAGAAGAAGAAACUUGACGAGAAGAAGAAACUUGAUGAGAAGAAGAAAUUUGAUAAGACGGAAGAUAAAACCCACUGCCAGGAUUCAAGCCAUGCUCCAGGCAACCGUCGCUACACGGAGCAUUCAAUGCUGCAUCUACAGGUGGGAUUGGCCUUGCCUACAGACAGGUGAAAUUCGUUUUACCCCAUUUCCUUUGUCUUUCCCGUGUUUUGUUCUUCUCCUUGCUUCUUGUACUUAGGUUUUAGUUUGCAUUUAUCAUUACAGCGACUAGAUUGGACAAUACACAAGCUGCUGCCUCUUCAAUCAUUGGACCAUAAUGUUAGUCCGUAAGAAAACAGCAAGAAUGGGGUGUCAAUCUACUACAGUAAGA